AUGGGCGAGAAGCAGAUUCCGCCGGUGGAAUUCGUGGAAAGCGCGUGCAAGGAACGGUUGCAGAUGAUCGUGCCGUACAUUUCGAAAUGGCCCCAAGCCAUAGCCAUCAUGUCUUUACCUCCAAAUGUACCUACAGCGUUAGCGACUCUUUUAACCAUGGUCGAUGAUAUAUGUUACCACGCGGGAGAUAGAUCCGUUGAUUUUCAAUGGUACGGACGAAGGGUCGCACUGGCUGGAGUCUUCAAAGCAAGCGAAUUGUAUUUAUUGCAAGACACUUCAGCGGAGCACAAAGAGACGUGGAAAUUCUUGAACAGAAGAUUGACCGAAGCCGUCCAACUUCAAGACAUUUUGAACAAAUCCGAGUUCAUGGGACAAGGAGCCAAAGACACAAUUUCCGCUGCUUUCACGACGGCGAGAAAUAUAUUAGGAUUGAAUAAAGCGACAUAA
This is a messenger RNA of Nicrophorus vespilloides, 447 nucleotides long. It is a transcript of the gene Coq9, whose product is annotated as ubiquinone biosynthesis protein COQ9, mitochondrial. Gene Ontology annotation, molecular function: lipid binding. Gene Ontology annotation, cellular component: mitochondrial inner membrane. Gene Ontology annotation, biological process: ubiquinone biosynthetic process. The transcript is spliced from 3 exons. The record is from RefSeq and is a predicted model, not a curated record. Lineage: Eukaryota; Metazoa; Arthropoda; Insecta; Coleoptera; Silphidae. Bases 1 to 447 code for a protein of 148 amino acids.